This is a messenger RNA of Mobula hypostoma (lesser devil ray), 3218 nucleotides long. RefSeq names its product protein shisa-5-like. The transcript has 5 exons. Bases 297 to 929 code for a protein of 210 amino acids. The record is from RefSeq and is a predicted model, not a curated record. Lineage: Eukaryota; Metazoa; Chordata; Chondrichthyes; Myliobatiformes; Myliobatidae.
CAGCUUGUAGCAUUUAUAGAUUUUAAAAUGUCCAUUUCUCAUCAAACGGUGUCAUUUUCAUGUUUCAUCUCUGGGAGGCACUGUCCAGAUUGCUGGGAUGAUUGAGAGCUUCUCUUCAUCGAGGAUGAGUCACAGCGGCACGCUUUCCCCUUCUGAGUGCAGGGCAGGUUAGCUUUUAGACGCUUCUGGUUUCUGGAGACCCGGAGUUCCUGAGAGUUCCAAGUGGGUAGCGUUUGCCGGCAGACAGUAGUGGGAUUCGUGCAUCCGUCCGGCAGUUACAUUAUCGCUGUAACUCAAUGGCGUCAAUACGCUCGCCGAUUACCAGCGUUUUGUGGUGCUUCGUGAUCUUUGUACCCCUUGUGCAUGCUUUUUGUGAAGAUCCUGAUGACGAUGACGUUGUGUGUACUCAAAGAAGUUUUAGUUCGUUUGUUGCCAUUGGAGUGAGCUUCUGUGGGAUCUUCCUGUUCUCGCUCGUGCUCUGUUUGUGUUGCCCUUGCUGCCUUCUCUACAAACUCGCACGAAGAGGACGUCAGCCUGUUGUCACAAGUUCAACCACGACCACGGUGGUCCAGUCUGCAUAUCCAUCGCACCAACCAGUGCCAGCUCAAGGGUUUGUCCCGUACCAAGGUUACACGCCUAUGCCAGUGCAGCCAGGACCCGCUGUCGGAGUGCCCUAUCAUGCAAGUAGUCCCUAUCCACCACCAUAUCCAACUCCAUAUUCCGGGCAGCCUCCUUCAUAUCAAGAUACCGUGGCAACUGGUGCCAGUGCACCUUACCCUGUCGCACAGCCGCCCUACAAUCCAUCUGCACAGCCGCCCUACAAUCCGUCUGCACAGCCGCCCUACAAUCCGUCUGCACAGCCGCCCUACAAUCCGUCUGCACAGCCGCCCUACAAUCCUGCCUAUGGAUCUCCAGAGAAGGCACAUUAAUAGACACAUGACCAACUCGGUUAUCAAGUGCAUUUACUGAUUUAUUUUAGUCUGUUACUAUUUUGUACGAGUUUAAUGCUGGAGAUGAGUUACCUUGUAAACAUUUUAAACUGUUCAGCAGUUACUUAAGUUUAAAAGAGUGCUCUUCCCAUCCCCAACCCGCACGCCCAGCUUCACGUCGACAUUCUUAAUUCCUGAGAAGAUGUGACGUCAUUGUUAAGUGCAGACCUUGCUUUUUGAUUAACUUGUCUUUCCAACCAUUUUGGCCAAUCUGAAAGUUGGUUUUAAACGUCUCUUUUUCCUGCAUUAACAAAAUAGGCCUUUUGAUAUCUCCUAAGUUCCCCUUCUGUGAAGGCUACAUGUCACCACUUGCCAUUAAUUAAAAAGUAGCACAUUUUUGUAAGUGCCCUCUGUGCAAACGUUAUCACGUCCAUUUUCUUUCCGGCUUUUUUUCUCGCUGCUUGGUGUAGGUUGUGUUCGGUAAGUUGAAUGGGUAUGGCAGCAGGUUCUGUAAACCGUUUCCAUAAUGCCAACACCAUUUGGGGAAUUCUGUCUUAAAACACAAUGAAAGAGAAGCUGAAUCCAUGUAGAUUUCUGAUUUUGCACUCAUCAUCUCUGACCUCCCCAGUCUUCUGGCUGGCAGCACGUUAUUGGCUAGUAACUGGAUAUAUCUGGGGAUGGGAUGUCUAAUUUUCCCUCCGCUGGUUCUGCUCUUUCCAUGUGGCAGAAUUAUUCCAAGCAUCUACUGCAGAAUGUUCUUGGGUGGAACAGUGGCGCAGCAAGAAGAGCUGCUUCCGCUUGACGCCAGAGGCUGUGGGUUCAAUCCCGACCUUGAAUACUGCUGGUGUAGAGUUUGUAUGUUCUGUAGGUGGGUAGGCCACAUCCCAGGACACGGAUUGGCAGAUCAAAUGAGCAGUGUAAAUGUCGGGUGGAGGUGACUCAUACAAUUGGAGAAUGUAGACGGAUAAAAAUGCAAGUAAUAUAGAAUUAGUGUAAACAAAUAUUGAAGGUUGGGCAGAUUAAUUGGGCCAAAAGACCUGUUUCCAUGGUGUCUCUCUCUAUGACUUGUUGAAGGCACGCCAACAUAUACUGUAGCCCCAUUGGCAAGGUGUUAUUAAAGUAAGAAUCUCAUUGCGGUUCGGAUCUGUUGCUCAACUGGCCCAUUCUGCCACAUAGUGCCAGGUCUCACCCAUUGAAAUGAAAAGCACAGACACAGCUGGCGUGGUAUGGCAGCAACGCUUGACAAGAUUGUUUCCAGGGAUGGUAGGUUUGAGUAAUGAGAGGAGAUUAAGUAAACAGGGACAGUAUUCUCUAGCGUUUAGAAAAAUGAGAGGAGAUCUCAUUAAAGCACAUGAAGUUCUUAAAGUGUUGUAUCUUUCUCAAUGAUUCGAAGACUUGACAGGUUAGAUGUACCACUUCAGAAGGAGGAGUUGGCUACUGAGGACUGAGAUACAGAGAAUUUCUUUCAGAUGCUGAACAUUUGGAAUUCUCUACCCCAAAGGGCUGUGGAGGUUCAUUUGUUAGGUUCUUGAAAGUAUAGUAAUGGAUAUUAAGGGAAUCCAGGGAUAAAGGGAUAGUUUAGGGUGGUGGUGAAUAUUGAUAGCUCAGGUUGAGGUGUGCCGAUAGUGUUGGAAAAUCGCACCGAGGUAGAUAAUCAGCCCUGAUCUUACAGAACGGUGGAACAGCCCGGAAGAGUUCCUGUUUCCUUUGUUCCUCCAUUCUCAGGAGAGUUUGAUGAGAUGCCCAGGGAAACCAAAGAAAAAUGGCAGAAACGGAAUCAUUCCAAAUCAAUGGGAUCAGCAGUAUUGACUGUCGGCUUCGUGUCUUUUAUUAUAUUCGUGACGUAAAACUGCAAUAUUUGAAGUUUUUUGCUGCUGUUUUUAUUCACCUACAGAAGUAAGUGGAGAUGCUUCUGUCAAGCCAACCAGUCAGGAAGUUGAUUAGCAGCAUCGGGAAAGGGCCAGAUGAAUACUAAAAUAAGUUGUGUGCAGUAUGUAUGCAGAUAGAAAUCACGCUGUUAUCUCAUUUGCUCUGUCACCCGGACUGACCUCUCCCCUAACCAAAGACUAACUCUGAGUUCAUUCAUAUCUUUGUGCUUUGUAAUUAUUUAGUCUCUAUCGCCCAAUGACUUUUUGGUUCAAUUCAAUGAAUCGCGAUUUGUAUAUCAUCAGGAUUAAGCAAAAUCAUUCAGAUGCAGUAUUGUUGGAAAAAUAUUCAUGACAUAAAAUGUUCAAAUACUAGUAUCUGUACAAUAAAAUAAAAAGCAUGCUGUGUCAAAAAUAUUGUUAG